This is a messenger RNA of Candidozyma haemuli, 1704 nucleotides long. RefSeq names its product Taf4p (gene TAF4). The transcript has a single exon. The record is from RefSeq and is a predicted model, not a curated record. Gene Ontology annotation, molecular function: DNA binding; RNA polymerase II general transcription initiation factor activity. Gene Ontology annotation, biological process: transcription initiation at RNA polymerase II promoter. The coding region runs from base 1 to 1704 and encodes 567 amino acids. Gene Ontology annotation, cellular component: transcription factor TFIID complex. Lineage: Eukaryota; Fungi; Ascomycota; Pichiomycetes; Serinales; Metschnikowiaceae.
AUGUCUACACCGAGCGAAAAUGGCAGGAGCCCAUCAAAACGGCCGCUCGAAGAGGCUUCGGCUGAGGCAGCUGACCAGAAGAGAGUGAAAAAAGAACCCACAGACGCAAUUCCUGAUAAUGAUGAUCAAUUCAACGACCUUUUCGACGAUCCUAUCUUUGAUCAGAACGGGGACGAUUCGGCUCCAGUCGAUACUAAUACGGGUGUGGGCGAUAUAGAACUUCCGGACUUCCUUCAAGAUACAAAACCAAAUGAGCCUUUAGAGCCUAGUGUACCUGGUACGACAACGGGCCCCACAGCAGCAAGUCCUGGAACGCAACCAUAUACGGCGCCUGUCACGGCAGCACACAGCAAUCAAGCUUCGAAGCUGCCUACUCCAUUAGCGGCACAGAGACCAAGCUCCGCUGGCCCUAUGAGAACAUCAGAUACGCUGGUUCCACAGGUUGGUACACCUCAAAGCCGACUCAAUCAAAGCCAUAGCCCUAUCCAAACACCACAAGUAACAACACAAAGUGAUAUUCAAGGCGGAAACACACCGGGUCAGCCGGGCUCGCUGGCUGGUCUUUCACAGACGAGUUCAAACUCCUCACUUCCUCCAACCGCCACUCCCAUGUAUCAAUCCCAGUCUCAGUACCCUUACCAGAACUACAACAAGGGAUCGCUUGCACAAUAUCCUAAUCAAUACCGUCAGUCUCCAAACCUGACGGCGUACAAGCAAGGUACCCGUUUUGAUCCUAGAAGAACGUACCCAGCGCCCACUGGAAUGGGAAACUCAUAUUCAACUAGUAGCGUGCCAGGAGCUUACGGUGUAGGUUCCAGCGCUGGAGCGGUACCAGGUUCAACUGCCCCUCAGGGUAAAGAGGACCCUGACCAGUAUAAGGAUGCUAUUCAUGCAGCUGGUGUGGACAUUCUGCGAGAAGAAGAGUUGCUUACAGCCAAUUAUAACAGAAACCCUGUUAACUUACAGCAACAACAGUAUGCUAACCGUCAAAGGCAACUUUACGGACUGAUGAAUGCAUUCCUUCAGCCUUACCAUGUUGGGCUUUUCAUGAACAAAACAGCAAGAGAAAAUGGCGUGUACCAGAACUUCAUGGCCGAUCCAGAGAUGCUUGAAUUCAUGUCAGCUGCCUGUAAAGAAUGGCUCUCGAAUAUUGUCACGAAAACUGUCAUACUAGCAAGGCACAGACGUCGUGGUAUCCCUGCAUUGACACAGGCUCGUGGAAGCCAGAAACUGAAGCUUCCGCCAGCCCAGAGGUCCGACGUUUCCAAAGAGUUGCGUAAUCUCGCCUUGCGUCAUAAAGAGCAAGAAGAAGCCCGUGUGUCUAAGCGUCUAGCAUUGGGAGUUGAAAAUAAAGAUGAUGUUGCGCCCGAAACAUCCAAUAAAGCUGGUGCCGAAGAGACACUCCAUAGAGCCGCUAAUGCUACUGCUGCUAUGAUGACAGGCAACUCUGCAAGAAAGAAGUACUCUUGGAUGAAAUCAGGUGGUGGCGGUGCUGGAGAUGAUGGUAAGCAAGGUGGUGCAAGCAAAGAAGGUGGUCCUAAGCAGAGUGCCAUUAUUUCGUCGCGUGGUGAUAAUGGGUUGAGGUAUAGAGAAAUCCGCACAGGUAAUAUGGUGACUACAAAGGAUUUGCUUGGUGUUCUAGAAGAUGAAAGAGUGGGAACUUCAAAGGCCGUCAUUAAGGGUUAUGCCAAGUUGAAGGAUUAA